GGGCGGGCCGUCAGCUGACGGCGGGGAGGGGAGCGGCUGGUGCUGCGCUGAGAUGACCACGGCGCUGACCCAGGGGCUGGAGCGGAUCCCCGACCAGCUGGGCUACCUGGUGAUCUGCGAUGGAGCCGUGCUGGCGUCGGCCGGUGACCUGGAGAAUGCCGAGCACACGGCCGGGGUGAUAUCGGAGCUGGUGGCCACAGCCUGCGGCUUCCGGCUCCAGCGUAGCCCCGACCCCCCGUUCAAACGCCUCUCAGUGGUGUUCGGGGAACACACUUUCCUGGUGACUGUCUCCGGCCAGAAGAUCUUCGUGGUGAAGCGACAGAAGCACUUGCGGGAGCCGGUCGCUGUCUGAGCCGCGGGGACGGGUUCCACGCGCCAGUGUGGCUGGGUGAAAUGGGGGGAGGGCUCCCCUUGAAUUCCUGACCUGGCCCUGGCUUGACCUGUGGGGGUGUCACGGGCUGGUUGGGUACCCCGCCCCCAGCUUUCCCCUGGCAGCACCUGCCCCCCAUGGCUGCCUGAAUGAAGCCUCUGCACCUGCUAGGACUAGCUGGGUGGGGUCCCCCACUUCACCAGGGUCCCCUGCUGGGGCAGGAGGGCUCCAGAAAUGCCCCCUGCAAACACCCCCAGCCGGUGGUGACAGGAGGGGAGGCUGCAGUGGCAUCUGUGGGACUUUCUGGAGAUUUGGGGUGAGGGGAAAUCUGCUCUGGCCAGGGGCCUCCCUGUAACUGUUCAGAGAAUAAAGUGUCUUUCCUA
Messenger RNA from Gopherus flavomarginatus (Mexican gopher tortoise), 753 nucleotides. It is a transcript of the gene LAMTOR4, whose product is annotated as late endosomal/lysosomal adaptor, MAPK and MTOR activator 4. Gene Ontology annotation, cellular component: Ragulator complex; lysosome. The coding region runs from base 53 to 352 and encodes 99 amino acids. Gene Ontology annotation, biological process: positive regulation of TOR signaling; cellular response to amino acid stimulus. The transcript is spliced from 4 exons. Lineage: Eukaryota; Metazoa; Chordata; Testudines; Testudinidae. Gene Ontology annotation, molecular function: guanyl-nucleotide exchange factor activity. The record is from RefSeq and is a predicted model, not a curated record.